Paramecium tetraurelia is the source of this 990-nucleotide messenger RNA. RefSeq lists its product as uncharacterized. The record is from RefSeq and is a predicted model, not a curated record. Lineage: Eukaryota; Ciliophora; Oligohymenophorea; Peniculida; Parameciidae. Gene Ontology annotation, molecular function: glycerophosphodiester phosphodiesterase activity. Gene Ontology annotation, biological process: glycerophospholipid catabolic process. The transcript has 4 exons.
AUGAAUUACUUAUUCUAUGGAUUCAUUGGAUAUUGGGCUUUGUCAUUAACAUUUUUUGUUUUCCCAUACAAGAAGAAGAAUGUCUUUAGGCAUUCAAAAUAUUAAAAAUAUCUUCAGAGAAAAAGCAUCCUUCAUAUUUCACAUAGAGGAGGAUGUCGUGAAAAUUUAGAAAAUACUAUGCAAGCCUUUUAACAUGCCUAUGACCUCGGUACAGAUUGUUUAGAAAUGGAUUUGUGCAUGACUAAAGACAAGAAGUAGAUUGUAGUUUUGCAUGACUCCUCAUUAUUAAGAAUGUGCGGUGUGUAAGCACAUGUCAAAGAGUAUAAUUAUGCUGACUUACCCAAAUUCCUAGAAAGAGUCAGACUAGAUUUUGCUCCUAAUGAUUACAUUUCAACUUCAACCUGUAAAACUGCUUAUCUGCCUUUGUUCGAGGAUGUUCUUAAAAAGUUCCCUGAUGUUUUACUUAAUAUCGAAAUCAAAACUCCAGAUCCAGAAGUUGUUUAAAUCGUAAAUGAUCUUAUUCUGAAGUAUUAAAGACAGGAUACAAUCAUAUGGGGGGCCAGAUUUUAAAAGUAAAAUGAAUUGCUGAAAUCAAUUAAUCCUGCAAUCCCCAGGUUUUUCACAGUUGAAGGAAUUUUGAAGGUGUACUUUCUCUAUUUGACAGGUCUUCUACCUUUCUUCGAUAUUCCAGAUGAUUCAAUGUAAGCACCUAUGUAUACGGAUGACUUUUACUAGUGGAAACUUUAAGUUGCAAAUUCGACUUCGGAGAAGAUUUAGCAAAUUCAUAAUUUCAUUUGGUUCUUGGGUUUAAUAUCAAAGCCAUUAUUCAAUCAUUUACACAAAAGAGGGAUCUUCGUAUACUAUUGGGUUUUGAAUAAUGAAAAGGAAUAUGAGAGAGCUCUUAAGACUGGCUGUCACGGUAUGAUGACGGAUUGCCCGACUGUUUUGAAGUAAUAUCUAAUCAAAAAUAAGCUCUAUGGAAAAUAGUGA